Molecule: messenger RNA, 438 nt
Organism: Adineta steineri
Lineage: Eukaryota; Metazoa; Rotifera; Eurotatoria; Adinetida; Adinetidae
Source: the annotation of a GenBank genome assembly
AUGCCAAGAAUUGUGCACAAUGGCAAGUAUUCGUUGCGAAUUGGAAAUACGACCGAUACUGCCGUUGUCGCAAUGGCCUCGAGAGUAAUAGAUAUCUAUUCUGAUUCCGGCAUCUAUUUUGCAUGGUUAGCGGUUUUACAAAUCGGUCACUCUGAAGGAACGGCUAGUUUUAUAAUGAUCGAGCUGAACGAUAUUGACAACAACGAUACAGUUAUCAAAAGAUACUAUGAGGCUACCUCGUCAUCAGCUGGAGCUGAUAGUCGUUUUAGUAGCAGUGGUAUUCACUACUAUACACCUGCUUGGCAAGUCGAACAUUUGUCCAUCCAUAGCAACCGCACUGGUCACAGAUUCUCAUUAACUGUUACUGCAGCAGGCUGUACAUCAACAUCACAUCGAGGGUACGCCUACAUUGACAGCCUCGGUACCGCAAUACCAUAG